AGCGGAAGCGCCACGUCAGGGGGGCGGUGCGGGGCCGAGCCGGGCCGAGCCGGGCUCGGUGCGGGGCUCGGUGCGGGACCCUGCGGGGCUGAGCCAGGCUCGGUGCGGGGCCGUGCGGAUCGCGAUGCCGGGCUCGCUGCGGAUCGCGAUGCCGGGCUCGCUGCGGAUGCUGUGCCUGGCCGCGCUGCUGGGAGCGCUGGGGGCCGGCGGCACGGAGCUGACCCUGGAGCUGCCCGACAGCGCCCAGCGCUGCUUCCACCAGGAGCUGGAGAGCGGCAUCAAGUUCAGCCUCGACUAUCAGGUGAUCAGCGGGGGACACUACGACGUGGACUGCUACGUGGAGGACCCCAACGGCAAAACCAUCUACCAGGAGACCAAGAAGCAGUACGACAGCUUCUCGCACCACACCGACCUCAAGGGCGUCUACACCUUCUGCUUCAGCAACGAGUUCUCCACCUUCUCCCACAAAAUUGUCUACUUCGACUUCCAGGUGGGCGAUGAGCCGCCCAUCCUGCCCGACAUGAACAACCGCGUCACUGCCCUGACACAGCUGGAAUCCGCCUGUGUGACCAUCCACGAGAUGCUGAACGCGGUGAUCGACUCGCAGACCCACUACCGGCUGCGGGAGGCGCAGGACCGCAGCCGGGCUGAGGAGCUCAAUGGACGCGUCUCCUACUGGUCAGUGGGGGAAACCCUCAUCCUCUUCGUGGUCAGCAUCGGGCAGGUGAUGCUGCUCAAGAGCUUCUUCACUGAGAAGAGACCCAGCAGUGGCAGGGCUGGCACCUAGAGCUGCGUGUGUGCCCGAGGGGAGCGGGGAUGGGCGGCCCUGGGGUCGCACUUUGCCUCCGGUCCGUGCCGUGGGUGGGCGGGGGGUGGGAGCAGGGGUGACCCUGCUGAGCUGGGAGACACAGGCAUCGCCCAGCAUCACCUCCCACCUGCCCUGUCCCCUCGCCUGGCCACCCUGUCCCCCUUCUCUGGCUCUCUGGGAAGCAGCUGGGACCAGCAGCAGCACCAGCACUGGGGCACCCUGGUGACUGUGACGUGACUGCCAUGACCACACUGCCCCUCAGAGCCCCGUGCAGCCACCGAGGGGAUGGGGCACUGCUGGCCCAUCUGGGGCACCACUGGCCCACCUGGGGCACCGCUGGCCCACCUGGCACCCACGCAGUGCCCUCAGCCCCAGGAGAGCUGCCCCUGGGCUGGGGAUCUGUCUGCACCCCAGCUGUCCUGUGGUGGGCAGGGUGCUCUCAGCCACAGCAACAGCAGCAUCCAGCGAGGGAAGGCUUUUUGCUGGCUGGUCCUCUGGCUCUAGCAGCCCCUCCCCUCCAGCAUUUCUCAGGCUGGCAGCAGGUGGUGUGCCCCUUCCAGCUGGUGUUUUCAUACUCACACCAGUCUGUGCCUGAGGCUCAGCCCCUCACACAUUCCCCCAUCCUGUGGACACCCUUUGCCAAGGCUGCUCCAUCCCUGCCCCAGAAGCACAGAGGACCCACACACACACCUGGGACUGCAGCCCCUCAUUCCCUGGAGCCCCACAAAAUGGAGAUCCCCCCAAGAGCCUGGGGUGACACCCCUGUGCAAGACCUUGGAGUGGCUGGUGUGCUGGUGCUCAGGUCCUCAAGCAGGUGUGAGAUCAUUUUUCAGAGCUGCAGCAACUCCACUUGACUUUUACUUUGCCGCUUUGAAAUAAAUCCCUGCAAGCAUG
Molecule: messenger RNA, 1702 nt
Organism: Oenanthe melanoleuca
Lineage: Eukaryota; Metazoa; Chordata; Aves; Passeriformes; Muscicapidae
Gene: TMED3
Product: transmembrane p24 trafficking protein 3
Exons: 3
Coding region: 125-787 (220 amino acids)
Biological process (GO): endoplasmic reticulum to Golgi vesicle-mediated transport; intracellular protein transport; Golgi organization
Cellular component (GO): Golgi apparatus; endoplasmic reticulum-Golgi intermediate compartment; COPII-coated ER to Golgi transport vesicle
Source: RefSeq, a predicted model, not a curated record